UCAGCAUGACAGCUUUGAUUAUUGAUACGAAUUGCGAUUGAAUUACAGAGAAAGAACACCAAGUAAAUUUCAAUUAAUGAUUUUUAUGUUAUUCUUUUCAUAGAAUUUUUACUGAAUUAGUUAAAAAUGCUCCGAUUUGAAAGCUCAAUAGCUAUUUUUGUGUGUAUUAUUGCCAAUGUUUUCUGUGCAUUAAAUUCUGUUGAAGAAGAUGUUGGGACUGGAAGGUACGUUAUCGAAGGACGAGUGUUCCCAGCUGACGACCAAGACUUAUCAACUUGGCAAGUGGAUACUAGAAUUCACGUAAAUGGAGGCGAAUACAUUGGCUUCAUUAAAGACGAUGGUUCUUUCACAAUAUACAAUGUCCCAACAGGGUCUUAUGUGGUUGAAAUCGUAAAUCCAGAUUACAUGUAUGAGCCAGUUAGAGUCGAAAUUAACUCAAAAGGCAAAUAUAGAGCUCGUAAAGUGAAUUACAUACAGACCUCACAAGUUAUUCAAGUGCCAUACCCAUUGAGAAUGAAAGCAAUAACUAAAUUUCGUUAUUUCCAAAUGCGUGAACAAUGGAGAUUAACUGACUUUUUAUUCAACCCAAUGGUGAUCAUGAUGGUGUUACCUUUACUAUUAAUCAUGAUUCUGCCUAAAAUGAUGAAUGAUCCAGAAACCAAAGAAGACUUAAAGCAAAUUAGUAAUAUGGCUAAGAUGUCCGAGUUACCUGAGAUGUCAGAGAUGUUUACUUCUCUGUUCAGUGGAGGAGCUGCCACUAAAGCCAAUGUCAAAGCUAAACAAAUUAAGAAGAGACAGUAGUAUAAUACAAAUAAAUAAUAGUUAAUUUACAAAGGUGUAUUAUGUUAUUUAGGAAUAAUGGUCAUCAAUAAAUU
Messenger RNA from Vanessa atalanta (red admiral), 875 nucleotides. It is a transcript of the gene EMC7, whose product is annotated as ER membrane protein complex subunit 7. The transcript has a single exon. Gene Ontology annotation, cellular component: EMC complex. The record is from RefSeq and is a predicted model, not a curated record. Lineage: Eukaryota; Metazoa; Arthropoda; Insecta; Lepidoptera; Nymphalidae. The coding region runs from base 127 to 801 and encodes 224 amino acids. Gene Ontology annotation, molecular function: carbohydrate binding.